GUAUUACAGUUGACUGUGAGACAGUGCAGAAGGUUGCUUUUAAAGAGUGGCUCCUUUCUGAGUCUUGUGUAGAGGAGUAUUGUGUAUCUGAGGAGUGCUAUCACUUAAGAGAGGAAUUACCACAGAGUAAACUACGUAGAGAAGUUUUUGGCUUCUUUUAAGACGAAGUCAAAGCCACAGAAGUCUUUUACUCUGUUUGAAUAUCCGUAUUCUGGUUGGGCUAAGGAAGUCGUUGAUUGGUACAACAAUGCGAUACAAUCCAAGAAGGUAUCGUCUCCGGUCAAGGUGGAACCUCCGCCUACGCCCGAGGAGUCGAUUGAACAGGAGAUUAUUGAACUUUGCGAAGAGGAGGAAGAUGCGCAGGAUGAAGCGUCGUCUUCUUCCGAAGUAUAUUAAAGCACGUCGAGCUAAGAGAUUGAAUAAAAAAGCUCGUCGUCUUCAGCCAUUAUGGAGAAUGCCAAUUGCACCAAUGAGUCGUGCUAAACUGUCUUUUUGGCACACUGUAAAUAUGAGUUUUAGAUAUGGUGGUGCAGACUUUCAUCAAAAUUUUAAGAAAUUGAAUUUGGUGCCCUUAAAACAUAAAGAAUGGUUUCAUACCUUUAGAUGUAAUUAUGAUAGGGUAAUUCCGUCUAAAGCUAUAAUAAAAUUCUAUGGUUUCAAUGUUCAUGAAAUGUUAUUUCCACAUUUUACAAAUGAAGAAGUGGAAACUAAGGACAAUAGUUCAAUGCAACGGAGAUUAAAUGCAUGUUUGGACAGUCUUUCUAAAUGUAAAUUAACUGGUGCUGUUCAGCCAAGUGAGAUGUUGGUUGUUUCAAAGCCUGCUCAGAAUGCUUAUGUUAGUAUUCGUCAUUUAAAGUAUGGUGAAGAGUUGGGCAGUUUAGCUAAGUAUGAUUCAGGAAAUGUUAAAUAUCGUAAAAUAAAUAAGAGGACUACAUUUAAGUUUUAUCAUUAUUUUAAGCCUAGUACAUCUUGUCCAAUAGAUACUGUGUUGAAAGAGGAUAAUGCUGUGUCUACUUUAGAAACAGAAUGUAAAGUUCCAGAUCAUUGUAGAUUGUAUUCUAAUUCAUUUGGUGAUUAUUGUAUGGGUGUUUUAGAGAGUGGUUUUGAGCCGCAGAAGGGUUCAGAAAAUGUAUUACGAAAAUCUGUUUCUGUAUUGUGUAAAGUUGAUUAUUAUGAUGUUCUUGAAGUGACACUACAUCUUGGUUGUGAUAAAUCAAUAUGUGAUGCCUCUGAGUUGAGAAAAUAUACUCUGUGGAAUGAUGAAUAUGCUAGCACCAUGUUAAGAUUUUCAACGGCAAAUACUGACUUGAAGAAGGCACUUUACGAAGUUUGUGAAGAGAAUUUAUCUGCAGCAACAGCAGAGGCAGUAAGAGAGAAUGAUCCUUCGGAUGAUGAGUAUGGAGCUAUACCAGAUAGCCCAGUGUCACCGUCACCACUGCAGAACCCACCACCACCACCACCACCACCACCACCACCACCACCACCACCACGGUGA
Schistocerca americana (American grasshopper) is the source of this 1495-nucleotide messenger RNA. RefSeq lists its product as uncharacterized. Bases 248 to 1495 code for a protein of 415 amino acids. NCBI's taxonomy places the organism in Eukaryota, Metazoa, Arthropoda, Insecta, Orthoptera, Acrididae. The record is from RefSeq and is a predicted model, not a curated record. The transcript has 6 exons.